AUGUGGCAGACUUCUGUCAUCAUGUACCCACUGCCUCUGCUACUACUUCUGUUCCAACCAGUGCAGUUCCAAAUGACAUCAAAUUCAUUCCAUUUACCAAAUCAUUUGAAAGAAGAUUUUGAGGAUUAUUUGGAAGAGUUUUAUGGUACAGGAUCUACCACAGAAACUACCAAAGAAAAAUUCAAAAGGAAAAUGAUUAUUGUACCUGGAAAACAAAUACAUUUAGGUGAUACUGAAUACUGUAACCAUGCAAUCAAGUUUAAAAAUAUUCACAAUAAGCUUCGUCGUGUGGAAGAACACUAUUUCCUCCAAAAGGUAUAUGAGGAGAUAAGAAAGAUCUGUUACAACUCAUUUAUAAAAUGUAAGAAUGGCAUUAGAAAAUGUAACAGGAGCAAGAAAGUGAUGAAAGGUCUGUAUUGUAAAUUAAAAAGAGGAACCAAAUUACCAGACUGUGAAUAUGAAUCAUUUUAUAGGAGAAGACUUGCCUUUAUCACUUGUAAGUGGAAAAAUGAAAUCCGAGAACUUGUUCCUGUUAGCAUAAAUGAUAUAUCAAUGCCAUAUAGCUAUUAA
Molecule: messenger RNA, 570 nt
Organism: Trichechus manatus latirostris (Florida manatee)
Lineage: Eukaryota; Metazoa; Chordata; Mammalia; Sirenia; Trichechidae
Gene: RNASE9
Product: ribonuclease A family member 9 (inactive)
Exons: 1
Coding region: 1-570 (189 amino acids)
Biological process (GO): defense response to Gram-positive bacterium
Molecular function (GO): nucleic acid binding
Source: RefSeq, a predicted model, not a curated record